This is a messenger RNA of Notodromas monacha, 1040 nucleotides long. NCBI's taxonomy places the organism in Eukaryota, Metazoa, Arthropoda, Ostracoda, Podocopida, Cyprididae. The record is from the annotation of a GenBank genome assembly.
AUGGUGGGCAAGUCGACUGCGACUUCGCGGCUCCGGCAGGACUACCUGCGAAUCAAGGCCGACCCUGUGCCGUACGUGACAGCCGAGCCGUUGCCGCACAACAUUCUUGAAUGGCAUUACGUGAUUCGAGGCCCAGAACAGUCUCUGUACCAGGGCGGAUACUACCACGGCAAGCUAGUGUUCCCGGCUGAGUACCCAUACAAGCCGCCGCGGAUCUACAUGAUCACACCCAAUGGCCGUUUUAAGACAAACGUGCGGCUCUGUCUGUCCAUCUCCGACUUCCAUCCGGACCUCUGGAACCCUGCCUGGAGCGUUUCCACGAUUCUCACCGGCCUACUCAGCUUCAUGUUGGAAAGCAGCUAUACGCUGGGUAGUGUGGAAACGUCCGACAAGGAAAAGGCAGAUUUGGCCCAUCAAAGCCUUGAGUUCAACCUCGCCGACAAGGUUUUCCUAGAACUUUUCCCAGAUUGUGUAGAGGAAAUGAGAGAAACCUUACGGAAAAGCGAUAAGACCGAAGCUGCGGGUCUCUCGUCACCAAAUUCUUGGCAGAAACCUAGCGAGAAAUCUAAAACCGAUUCUGGAUUCCUCGGCAUGCUUCAAAAUGUGUUGGCCGUGGUAGGACUCGCCAUAGGCGUCGUGAUCAUCAAGUAUGCCUUGAGGGAGUCUUCGCGAGUCUGAUGAAAGGCAGGCGGUACUUCUGGUCUCUUGGUUAUGCGUCAUUCUCUUGCCCUGUCGUGUCAUACGAGGUCGUUACGUUCGUGGCUGACCUUGGAGGAAGUGAUGGGGAAUUUUGCUUUUUAGUAAGGUGUAGGUGCUUCAGAAGAUCUUUCCCGUGCUCUUUUUUCCUCCUUUUUUAUCCUUUUUUCGCGGAGAAGUUGGUGUUGCAGUCAAUUGUUCUGCAAGUCCCUGCAUCCUCUUUAAUUAUGAAAUGUUGAAAUCUCAAUCUCCCGGAUCAUUAGCUAUAGAUUCCGAUGGCGUGUUUUGUUUUACGGGCCGACGUAUUUUUCUGAGAUGAAAUGAAAUUUACUCAUUAAAUUUGA